AUGACGACGUUCGGGUGUCGACUUGAGUCUUACUGCUCGAAUUUGUCCCGCACGAUGCUCGUGGAUCCAAGCAGAGAGUUGGAAGGAGUCUACGAGAAUGUUCGACUCAUUCAAACGGCUGUCAUUGAGGCGUUGAAACCUGGGAGAAAGCUUUCGGAAGUGUACCAGAUUGGUAUCGAGGCAUGCAAGAGGCAAGACGCUUCUUUGUUGGAUAAACUCUUCUCCAAGGAAUUCGGUUUCUCGACUGGAGUCGAGUUUCGCGAAUCGCGCUAUACAAUCUCGCCAAAGUGUGAUGAAAAGGUUCGUGAAGGAAUGGUCUUUAUCGUUCAAAUCUCAGUCGGCGAUCUGAAGAAUCCUGGUGUGAAAGAUGAACAGGCAAAAGAAACGCAAGAGUUUGAGCAACCUGAGGUCAAGAAAGCGAAAAAUGUUUCUUACAAGAACUAUGAGAAAUUCCCGCAAGAUGAGGAAAUUGACACGUUGAUGAUUCACGUCGAUCACCACCACGAUUCGGUGAUUCUCCCAUUGUACGGAGUGCCUGUACCAUUUCAUAUCUCGAUGAUCAAGAAUUGCUCCACGUGGAUUGAGAACGACACGAUGUACCUUCGAAUCAACUUUGCACAUCCUGGUGGAAAUGUUGGAAAGACCUCGGCUCCGUCAGACAAUUUGUACAAUGCUUUCCUUUUGAUCAACGAGAUGCGGAAGAAAUUCAAAACCAAGGAGGCUGAAGAACGAGAAAAAGAGGGUGCCGUGAAACAAGAUAAACUCAUCAUCGCAGCAAAUCAAGUGAAUCCAAAGUUGAAAGAUUUGUGUGUGCGGCCGAAUAUCAUCGCGAAACGAGACUCCGGAACACUCGAGGCACACACGAACGGUUUUCGAUACACAGCGCUGCGUGGUGACGAGAUCGAUGUGCUUUAUAACAACAUAAGACAUGCAUUCUUCCAGCCCUGUGACAACGAGAUGAUCAUCCUCCUUCACUUUCAUCUUAAAAACCCAGUUCUUUGGGGGAAAAAGAUAUACGGAGACAUUCAAUUCUUCACGGAAGUUGAAGAAAUCACCACCAAUUUAGGGAAAUAUCCUCACAUACAAGAUCGUGAUGCAGUGGCUUCCGAACAAAUGAAACGCGAAAUGCUCAAUCAAACUUUUCAAGCCUUUUGCGACGAAGUGCUGAAGCCGACCUCGUCAUGUCUGGUGAAUCUCACCGAGUCGCCCGUCUUCGUCGUCAGACUGGAUGACGUUGAACGAGUUCACUUUGAGCGUGUUUCCAUCCAACUGAAGAACUUCGAUUUAGUCUUUAUUUUCAAGGAUUAUCACCGAAAAACUCAAAUGAUUCAACAAAUCCCGAAGGCCUCGCUGGACAUUGUAAAGGAGUGGCUGAACUCAUGCGAUCUAAAGUACACUGAAGGCAUACAAUCACUCAAUUGGCCAAAGAUUAUGAAAACGAUCGUUGAUGAUCCUGUGGAGUUUUUUGAAACCGGUGGCUGGAGUUUUCUCGAUCCAUUCUCUGACGACGAAGAUGAAAGCGAUGAGAGUGAUUUCCUUUCAUGGGAUGAGGAAAGCUAUUUUGACGAUUCUGAUUCCGAUCCCGAUUCUGACGAGAACGAGUCAGAAGAAGAGACAACCGAAAGUGAGGAAAAUGAUCCGUCGCUGGAUUCGGAUGAAAGCCAGGCCAAGGCCGCUGAAGACGAGUGGGAUAUCUUGAAGGACAAGACAAAAUGGAAGAAAUUCGCCACCGUUGACAAGGCCAAGAUGAGGAGAAGAGAAGGAGAAGGCCGACUA
Mesorhabditis belari is the source of this 1776-nucleotide messenger RNA. The record is from the annotation of a GenBank genome assembly. Lineage: Eukaryota; Metazoa; Nematoda; Chromadorea; Rhabditida; Rhabditidae.